Molecule: messenger RNA, 5235 nt
Organism: Gastrolobium bilobum
Lineage: Eukaryota; Viridiplantae; Streptophyta; Magnoliopsida; Fabales; Fabaceae
Product: protein PARALOG OF AIPP2-like
Exons: 11
Coding region: 282-4925 (1547 amino acids)
Source: RefSeq, a predicted model, not a curated record
UUUGCAUUUGCAUGCUCAUGUGGGUGUUCUCUGAACCCUUCGUCUGAAUCCCCAUUUGGUGGUGUGGUCGUCACAUAUACUCAUAACUCUGAUUCCCCACAAAUUCAAAUACGCAGAUUUCUUCGUACAUCACAGGACCCACUUUGCUCUCUUUUCCCAACGCAAGUAUAGAAGAGGAGUUUCCAGAUGCUAGGACCUCAAGUUAGAGUCACGAAGAAGUUCAGGAUAACAUGAUGAGAUAAUACGGUAUCACCUGAAUCUGGAAAGAAGUUUGUCAAACGAUGCAGAACACUGAUAUGAGACUUGAAUCGGGAACUUGUAACGUGUGCUCAGCUCCUUGUUCAUCUUGCAUGCAUCUUAACCAUGCUCUUAUGGGUUCGAAGGCUGAAGAGUUUUCAGAUGAAAGCUGUCGCGUAGGGGAGGCUAAUAAUCAGUAUUCUAUGGAUGAGGGUAAUGUAUAUUCUCUUAGGAGCAGAGCUUGUGAAAGCUCGCAGCAUGCUCUCAGUGAAACCAGUAAUAUGCUCAGUGCUAAUUCAAGUCAUGGUUCUCUAUCUGAAAAUGCCCAGAGUAGACAGAUGUCAUCAAAUAAGUAUCAGGAUUCCAAGUAUUUAGAAGUUCAUGAUGAUAACACUUCGUGUAUUAGUAGAGCCAGUGAUCCUAAUGUAGUGAAUGAUAGCUAUCAAAGGAAUGCAGAGGGAAUAAAUAUAUCUUGUAGUUCAGCUUCAGUUAGUCAUUUAAUGGCAGAAGGUUCUGGAAGUGUUCCCUCUGUUAAUGUGUCUGGCUUGUCUGAGAUCCCAACAUCUAAAGAUGAGGAUACUGGUCAUAGCUCACCUAAGGUACAAAGCCUGUUUGGACAAUCUCGAAGUGGUAAAUCUCUCUCAGGUAUUCCAAGCUUAAAGCAUGUGGAAAGGGAUUCGCGUUCUCAUACUCCUGAAAAGUUGUCAGAAUGCUCUAUCAAGAAUUCUAGUUCAUCAUUUUCCAAAGAGAGGGAACCUAUUGUUGUUUCUGGGGAGAAAUCUAUUGCUAAUAAGGAUUGCCAUAUUGAUGGUACUACCAAUGUUUCACUGAAAGUAUGUCCAAAAACAGAAGCAGAUACCGAUAAUGAUGUCUGUGAUGAUAAAGAUGAAGAUCAUAAAUGUUCAGUUCAUGAUGGACCACACGAGAAGGCUGAAGAACUGGUUAAAUCACCUGCCAAGCAGGAACCUCAAUCUGAAGAUGAGAAUGAUGAAUCUGAUGUCAUGGAACAUGAUAUAAAGGUGUGUGAUAUCUGUGGAGAUGCUGGUCGUGAGGAUCUACUUGCCAUAUGCAGUAGGUGCAGUGAUGGUGCAGAGCACACCUACUGCAUGAAAGAAAUGCUUGAGAAAGUCCCUGAAGGGGAAUGGUUAUGUGAAGAAUGCAAAGAUGCAGAGGAGACUGAAAAUAAAAGGCUGGAUGUUGAAGGAAAAAAAAUCCUUGAAGUUAGUUCAACUUCACAAGUCUCUGGCAAAAGGCUUUCUGAUAACAUUGAAGUAGCACCAGCAGCAAAAAGACAAGCUCUUGAAUCAAGCACAGGAUUGCCCAAGGCAUCAAGCCCCAAGAGAUUAGUUACACUGUCACGAGAAUCUUCAUUUAAGAGCUUAGAUAAAUUAAAAGCGAAACCUGCUCUUCUGAUGCCUACUCAUAACCACUCAGGUGUUGAUGACACAGAGAUUGCUCGUUCUACUUCCAUUGGCCCUCAGGGUCAAAUUCCAAAGAGUAUGCUGUUGAAGUCUAAAUCAUUCAACAUAAAUUCCAAGCCAAAGGUCAAACUUGUUGAUGAAGUUGUUCCCCGAAAACUAAAAGGGGUUAAUGAAAAAACUUCUAAGAAUAUGGAGACACCUGCUCGGAUGACAAGCAAAUCAACGUUAUUCAAAUCCUCAAGUUUGGGCCGAUCCAGUGCGACUGAACCAAAAGUUAAAAUGCUUUCGCCUAAGUCUGCAACUGCAUCAGAGUUGAAAGGAUCUAGACAUUUAAAAGAAUCAGGUUCAUUUGAUAGGAAAUUUCCAUCUAGGAAUGAUCGACCUGUGGCUAGUUCUGUUCUUUUCACACCUAAGGGUGAUCAGAGGCUUACACCACGUGGUGAUACCCCUAAACCUUCAACAGUUAUCAACAGUCGAGAGUUGAAGGUUAACCAUGAUGGAAAAUUAAGUGCAAAGUCAACAAGUAAUAUAAGCCGUAAAAGUUUGGAUCGUCAAGAUAGUUCAGAGAGAACUUCAACCAGUGUCGAUGAAGCUCUACAAGAUGUGCCGCCUCGAUCACGAGAGACAGCAAAUCAGGUUGAGAAAACCAGAGAUAGUUCUAGUGAUCGUGUAAUGCCAGUUGUUCCCGCUGCUUCAAAAAGCUCAUUCUGUCAAAAAUGUAAAGAAUUUGGCCAUCCUCCGGAAUGUUGCACAGCCGGUAGUACACAGGAAUCUGGUGCUGAAAUAUCUGCCACUACCUCUAGUAGUUCAAAAGAGGAUAUGCAUAAAGGCAAUAGAUUGAAAGCUGCAAUCCAGGCUGCUUUACUUAGAAGGCCUGAAAUAUACAAGAAGAAAGAAGUGCCUAAUCAAACUGAUGAGGUUUCUACACUGGGCACAGAGUUGAAUUGCGAAGUCGCUUUGCAAGAUCAAUUGUUGGUUUCCAGUACACUGAAGAAUAGUAUCUCUGCUGAAGAUACACAUGAACAACAGGAAAUCCUUGAGAACUCUACAUCUGAUUCUUCCAAAUGCUCAUCUGCCAAUGAUUUAAAGCAACUGAACUCUAGUCGAACUGAUUUUUGUUCCCAACCAGGAAAGUCGGAUUCCAUUGGUCUUGCUGCUGGAAAGCCUGUAGCGAGAUCCUUGUCUCAUAAAGCAAUGUCAAGUGUUCUUUCGAAGAUGUUGGCCAUUCCUGAAUAUGAAUACAUCUGGCAGUAUGAAACAUCUUUUGAUGAACUAGUUUGUCUUUACUUCUCGAUUUCGCUUGCUGUAUUACUUUUCUUGUUUUGUAUUCAUGCGUGUUCUACACAAGCUUUGUUGUUUGCAUGCAGGGGUGACUUUGAAGUGCAUAGAAAUGGAAAGCCUCCUGACUUAUGUACCGGAGUUCAGGCACAUUUAUCCUCUUGUGCUUCUCCUAAGGUUCUUGAGGUAGUGAACAAGUUUCCACCCGAAGUUCCUGUCAACGAAGUUCCUCGCUUGAGUACGUGGCCUUCACAAUUUCUUCAAGGUGGUGUUAGAGAAGAUAAUAUUGCUCUUUACUUCUUUGCCAGAGAUAUCGAAAGCUAUGAGAGACACUACAAGGGUCUAUUGGAUCACAUGAUUAGAAAUGAUUUAGCACUUAAAGGGAUUUUUGAUGGUGUUGAACUUCUCAUAUUCCCAUCCAAUCAGCUUCCUGAAAAUUUACAGCGCUGGAAUAUGUUGUUUUUCUUAUGGGGCGUAUUUAGGGGGAGGAGGAUCAGUCUUUCAGAUUCUGCAGAAAAGAUUUGUAUUCCCAGUUUGAAUGUGAUGCCAGUUGAGGAAAAUUCUUCAAGUGUUGUAGCGACUCUGUCUGAAAUGCACUGUUUGCCAAAGUGCAUGGACGAAGAAUCAAUUGAUUGUGAUAAAGCAUGCAAUGCAGUUCUCCCAUCCACUUCCGUAGGCCAAUGCCAGAUUACUAAAGCUAGUGUUCUGCAACAUUCUAAACCUCCCGAAGCAAUGGGAACGAGUGUAUGUACUAGUGGGAUUGUGGAAACAAAAACUGAUUCUCAUAUUUCUGUCAAGCGAGAGAACACCUUAUAUUUGGCAAUUCCUUCUGUUGGCAGUCAAGAAAGAGGUGCUGCAAGCAAUAUUAGCAAGGAAAUUUUUUUGGAGAGAAUGAACAGUCAUGAAGACCAGCCAAGGCCUACGAGGAAACAGAAAGAAAAUUGUCACUAUAUUGAUUUGGAGGCAACUAUUUACAAUGAAGAAAGAAGUGCUGCAAGCAAUAUUAGCAAGGAUAAAAGUUCAGAAAGAAUGAACAGUGAUGAAUAUCUGCUAAGGCCUAGGAAACAGGAAGAUGAUCACUAUAUUGACUUGGAGGCAACUGUUGGAAAUCAAGAAACAAGUGCUGCAAGCAAUAUAAGUAAGGAUAAAAUUUUAGAGAAAAUGGAUGGUAAUGAAGAUCAGCUAUGGCUCAAGAAGAAACCGAAAAAAGAUGAUCACUAUAUUGACUUGGAGGCAACUUUUCAGGAGGACCUGGCUGUAGAAGGGAUCAAUUGGCAGCUAUCCAGUGAUAAAGAAGUUCAGUAUGUUGAUCUUUCAGACAGAGUUAUGCAGGCUUCUGCAUUUGGUUCUCAGAAAAUGCCUUGGAAUGAGGUAAAUGGCAAACUGAAAGAUGGAGAAAGUUCUAGCAAGAAGCUAAAGACAGAUUUCAGUGGGAUUUAUGGAUGUUAUAGUACUGUAGGUAGAGACUCUUUUAAUGACAGUUUUGCCCCUCUUGCCACUAAUCCCGGUUCCUGUUCUUCAGUUGAGGACAAAGUAUGUGAAGAAGCUUGUGAUGAGAAAAUCAUCUGUGAGGACUUGGGAACGAUGGAAAGAACCUUCUUUCCCAUUGGUACACAGAAUAUUAGUGACUCGCAAUCGAUGCUGAAUAGCAUGUCUUUGAAAGGGCUUCCUGAGUUUGAGGACCGAUUUCAAGAUGGGAUUCCGAAUCUAGAGUUAGCUUUAGGGGGUGAAACAAAAGCACUGCCGCCGCCUGCGCCUAAGGCUAUGCUGCCUUUCUUAGUUGGGGCAGUAGACCGGAAAAAUAACCGUCCAGAUAGCUUGGCAGAUGGGAAGGAGGAUGAUGGUGUUGCUGCAUCUCUUUCCCUUUCUCUAUCUGUUCCAUCUUCAAACAAGGAACACUCAAAAGCUGCUUCAAAAGCAGAGCUUUUGCCUGAUGGGCACCGUGUGAAUACCUCGUUGUUCCUUUUUGGGAGAUUCACAGACAAAUAAAUCUGCUCCUAUAUAUUUCCAAUUAUGUAAAUUAUCUUUGUUCCGGAUGGCCAAUCUUGAAUGAUCCAGCCGCUAUACAAAUGAGCCAUUGCCCUCAACAAGAGUCAAUAAGGUUUUUUUUUUUUUACUUCGUCCUCUGUCGAAUACAUGUUUUUAUAUUAGUUUUUUAUGGUUUUCACAAUGCACAGUUACGGCUGUUUGUAUAUAGAGAGAAUCUAAGCCGGCAUAAUUUCAGAAAUGUUAUUGGGAACUUGCGGAUGACUAUUUUUAUGACAUGGUUUCCUUUGUUCCUGACUCUAUUGUAUGUCUU